This is a messenger RNA of Truncatella angustata, 2468 nucleotides long. Its product is annotated as mitochondrial division protein. Bases 374 to 2296 code for a protein of 640 amino acids. The record is from RefSeq and is a predicted model, not a curated record. Lineage: Eukaryota; Fungi; Ascomycota; Sordariomycetes; Amphisphaeriales; Sporocadaceae. The transcript has 3 exons. Gene Ontology annotation, molecular function: protein binding.
UGGCUCGUGCCUUGUGCCUUGUGUUUCCAGCCAAUUGAUCAACGCUGUUGAUGUUCCCGUACUCGAGAGGCUUCGAAUCUGUGUGACGAGCUGUCUUCGCCCAUCGUUUAUGUGUUUCCAACGCCGCAUCCCAUCCUCGACUGCCCCCUCGAAAUCCUAGAGCAGCUCUGAUUCCGAAACACGGAGCCUGCUGUCGUCUGCGCAUUAUCGCACAGGCUUUGACGCGGAAUCCACACGCGACCCACUAAAGAAGCUGUCGUAUAUGGAUGAUACAGACCUAAACACUGCUUUCCACGAUGAAGCCCCCAUGGCCGAUGACUCGACCUUUUUGGUACCGCACAAGUCGACAGCCUGAUGCUGUGAUACAACGCUAAUGACUACCCAGCCCCGUGGCAUCGAGACCUUCACUCGCAAGGUCACCGCGACAGCGAGCCAUCUAGUUGGCCCUCUGGCCGACCCAUCUUCGACUCAGUAUCAAGGCGCCAUGGCCGAGGUACACAGGCACAUGAAGCGCCCGGCUAUUCAAAAACGCAUGUUCUCCAUGGCCAAGACAACUCCGACCGACCUCGUGCGCUCCAACUUCUCGACGUCGGAGAUCCAGACCCGCGCCCUGUCGUAUCUUUCUGAUGACAUGCUGCAGAACAUCCCCGACAACGAAAACUCAUACUCGUUGUUUCAGGGCUUCCAAGCCUCGUUCCCAGAGCUGAGCAAUGACGGCAGGAAGCAUAGGCGGAGGGUGUCCAGGGGGCGAAAAAUGAUCGAGGACGUACCGAGUACUCCAGACACCCCCGCCGGCCUGCACAAACUCAAGAAGGAGCGGUCUUCGUUGAUGCACGAACUUGACAUGCUAGGAAUACGAAAGAACAUGGCUAGUGCUGAAAUACGAGAGGUUGACAACAAGAUCGCCAAUCUUCACGGCAUGCGGCGGAUUAUACUGGAGAGGCUGGCUGGUCUGGAACAAGAGGAGGCACUGUUGGAACACGAUAUUGUCGACAUGGAAGCCCGCAUAGACGACGCACAGUUACUUGUGGAAGAGGCCGAGUCGGUAGCUGCAGCCACUCCCACCAAGGAUGAUGAUGACGAUGACGACCUAGUAACGGACAAGGCAGCCGACGACUUUAUGUCUCAAUCUAUUUACGAGAAGCUGCCUUCUGCUUCCAGCACACCUACGAAACCAAAGCGCGCCAAGGUGAUCAAGCGGAAAUCUAUGCCCGUCCUUCACGAGCAUUUCGAACCCGGAACGGCCAUUCGCGAGAUCAAGGCCCACGGAGACAACAUCACUGCCCUCGACUUCGAUGUACCUUUCGGUACCAUGGUUUCCGCCGGCAUGGACGACACAAUAAAGGUAUGGGAUCUGAACGCCGGUCGCUGCAUUGGCCUUCUCGAGGGCCAUAUGGCCUCUGUACGGGCACUGCAACUUGAAGACAAUGUCCUUGCAACCGGUGGAGCCGACGCAACAAUUCGUUUGUGGGACUUGAGCAAGGCGCAUUACGAUCCUCAAGGCAAUAUUGGCAAUGAGGAGGACGACGGAAUCGCUUUUGAGAACCCGGAUGAUCAGCCUGUGGACCCCCCUGCAGGGAGCAUGCGCGACUGUGCGCUCUUCACGUUGGAAGCACAUGUGGAUGAGAUAACGGCUUUGCAUUUCCGCGGAGAUGUUCUUGUGUCAGGAUCAGCAGAUAAAACCCUCAGGCACUGGGAUCUGGAAAAGGGCCGUUGCGUACAAACACUUGAUGUGAUGUGGGCAGCAGCGCAGGCGUCCGCGUCCAUGGGCUCGGCAGAGGGCGCUUGGAGGCAGACUGGCCGCUCAGCAGCCGGAGUCAGCCGCGAUGCUGACUUUGUUGGUGCCCUUCAAGUCUUUGACUCUGCAUUGGCAUGUGGCACAGCAGAUGGUAUGGUGCGGCUCUGGGAUUUGCGCAGUGGCCAAGUCCAUCGAAGCCUGGUUGGUCAUACCGGACCAGUCACUUGCUUACAGUUUGAUGACGUUCACUUGGUGACUGGCAGUUUGGACAGAAGCAUACGGAUAUGGGAUCUACGAACAGGAUCUAUAUUCGAUGCUUACGCCUACGACAACCCCAUCACAAGCAUGAUGUUUGACAGCAGACGUAUCGUUAGCGCAGCACAAGAAGAUGUAGUAAAGGUGUAUGAUAAACUUGAGUCGCGACAGUGGGAGUGCGGCGCUGGCAUUACGCAGGCAGAGGAAAACAAAACUCCAGCGAUUGUCGAGCACGUGCGUAUCAAGGACGGUUAUAUGGUCGAAGGCCGCCAGGAUGGCAUCGUUGGUGUAUGGACGUGCUAAAUCGACUUUGUAUAAUACUGUAAAAGCAUUGUAUCCACAAUGCCACGGCAAACGAAGCAGAACAUUUUACUCAGCUGUGCGUAGUUCGAUGUUCCAUGCUAGCAAGAUGGGACCUUUUCUGGAACUGUAUCAUGUCCACCAUGUCGCUUUGUACCCUUGGUCGAGGAACUGC